UUUGAACAUUUUCCAAUGAACUUCUUUGAUGGUCAAGUAUACCGCCGAAAAGGUGUUAGUUUGCGUGGAAAUAGUGGGAGACAAGAAGAUGGAAAGAGAAUAUUAGAGCGCGCUCGUGAAGAACGAGCUUUGAGGGAAAGACAGAGGUUGGAAGAGAAGAAAGCUGUUAUUUUGCAAAGUUUUCUACGAGCAGGUUUACAGACAAAAAAAGCUAAAAAAGAGUUUGAACAAGAACUGGAUGAGUUGUUGAAACUGGGGAGUUGUUCGGUUUGGACUUUAGAAAAUGACCUUUUGAUUACCAGAGCUAUUCGAUUGUUUCUAUUUACUGUGCGAGGAUAUGAUAUUUAUGGACUUUCUUCACAAAAUUAUGAGAGGCUAUGUAGCUUAUGUAAGAUUUUAUUGAAGUGGUUGACCUGUUUUCAAGCGAAACCAUAUUUGGAAAACGGCUAUGAGCAACGUGCUUCCCAUGUUUUGCAUAUUACUUCACUAUUAGGAAAAUUGUACGCUGUAUGUAUAUAUGUAUUCAGUAGGAACAAUAGCACAACUGAAGGGUUGGAGAAAUCGGUAGGAAAUCCAGUCUUAGAGUUUUGUAAAGUUGCCACGACACUGGAAGUUUUUGCCGCCAAGAGUGUUGGAGAGUUGUUGGAUUGUUCUUUAAAGCAUGGAGUUUAUGAAAGUUUCCGUAUUUGGCUAUUGCAUGUAUUGGAACUGGUUCCCCACAGAAUAGAAGUGCUUACUAUGUUGUUUCGUCUUCUGUUGGAGCCUCUGAAGACUUCUUUUGCUACUCAUACUAAUCAUCGUAUGGUUAUUUUUGGUCAAUUAUUUUCUAUCUCGAAGCUUUUAUCUUCAUUACCGGAUAGCCUCGCCUAUUAUUUGAUCCGUAGUUUGGGGAUAGAAGAAAUAAUAUCUCAGCUAUCGCGAGACGAAAGAUUAUUGACUGAAGUGUUAUCAAAGUAUUUCUAUUCUUCACGUCAAGUGGUAGGAUUAUUGGAUAAUUUAAUUUACAUAAUGGAGCACCUGCUAGAAUCAUCGCAUAAGGAAGAUAUUUCCUUCAUGGCAUCUUACGUUAUUUUAUUGAGCUCUUGUACGAGCACCUUGCAGAAUGAUAAAAUAUUCAUGAAUAGAGAAGAAAAGGGCCAGAAACAGAAGAACAUGGAAGGCAGUAUAGGAAUGGAUGAAAUGUAUUCUCUGUACCAGCAAGUGCUUAACAGCAUGAAGUCGUUCUUUAAAAUAGAAAAUAUACGAAAUCUUUUUAGGACUCUUUUAUGCGAAGCUGAUUCGAUUCAGAACUCUACUAUAAUUCGCUUGAGCAAUUUUAUGUGGCACUUUGCACGCAUGGAUGUUGGUUUAGAACAUAAUCUCAUUACUGCCUUGGCUUUUUGGCCUGCUCGAGAAGAUCAGGAACAUGUAUUGGUGAAAUUGUGGUCUCUUUGUUCGUUGGAACAAAAUUUAGAGUUGUUCUCUAGUAACAAUUAUACACUUGGAGAAAGAAGCGUACCUUUUACACUUUUCUGUAGAGCUUUCACGCGUUUAGUUUAUUUUCAAGAUAAUGAAGAAUUUUAUCAACGACAAAAGCCUUUCUCUUUGGAAAAGGUCCGUACCAUUGCUUCUCUUGUGAAACAAGUUCUCUUUAGAGCUUUAUGGUCUCCAGCAGGUUCAGUGAAUCCAUCACCUAAUCCUGCCUUUGUUUUUAACAAUGUUGAUGGAGCAUUGGAAGCAGCUGCACGGCUUUUAGCUGUUUUACGCUCGAGAGAUUCGAAACAGCGUUUUGCAAAGGAAGGCUUUUGGGAAACUGGCGGUGGAAUAUUUGUUUCUGAUACUUUUAUUGUUGAUGCAGCAAAGUCAGUCAUGGAAUUGGAAUAUGCCAACGAAGAUAGAAGUUGGUUUGAACAGAUGGACGAAGGCUCAUUCCCUUCGAGAAAUUAUGGUUCUAUGAAGAGAAAUAUAAACGUGCUUCAACUUUCAAAUGCUGCGCGGAAUAUUCUACGCUUAGCACCGUUCAUGAUUCCUUUUGAAAGCAGGUUGAAAAUAUUUCAUUACUGGAUUCAAAAGGAGAAGGAGCAAGUCGACUUAAGCGUUCAUGGAUUUUUUGGAGUGUUUGAGCAGUCGGGCACGUGGGUUACUAUCAGAAGAGAUUUUAUCGUGGAAGAUGCAUUUGCUGCUUUAAACUCUAUGCGCGAUCGAUUGAAGCAAACGAUAAGAUUGAAGUUCAUCGAUACUCAUGGAUUAGAAGAAGCGGGAAUUGAUGGAGGCGGUGUUUUUAAGGAGUUUAUGCAUCAACUUAUUGCUCAAGCACUUUCACCUUCACUAUAUGGGUUAUUUAGAGCUACUUCUGAAGGGAAGCUGUAUCCGAAUCCAGCUAGUCACGUGUUGGUUGGUCCUAUUCACUUGGAAAUGUUUGAGUUCCUUGGAAGAAUGUUGGGCAAGGCAAUAUUUGAUCGUAUUUUGGUCGAUUUGCCACUUGCUACUUUUUUCUUAUCCAAACUUUUGGGAGAACCCAAUUAUACGGAUGACUUGGAAAGUUUGGACCCGGAAAUGUAUAAGAAUUUGAUGUAUUUAAAGCAUUGUGAUAGCAAAACAGUAGAAGAAAUGAAUUUGACAUUUACUAUAAUGGAUAAUGAAUAUGAAGGUGGUAAAGAGGUUGCUCUAAUACCGAAUGGGCAGGAUAUAUCAGUAACUGCUGAAAAUAGAAUAGAGUAUAUUAAUCGUGUUGCACAUUAUCGAAUGAAUGUUCAAAUCAAACAACAGUGUGACGCAUUCCUAAGAGGUCUUUGUGAUGUUGUCAGUCGACAGUGGAUUCGAAUUUUUUCACCUCAUGAAAUGCAGUUGUUGAUUUCCGGGGUAACUGAAAAGCUCAAUGUCAUAGAUUUGAAACGAUAUUGCCACUAUAGUGGUGGUUAUCAUGAAAAUCAUCGAGUUAUCAGUUGGUUUUGGGAGGUUUUCGAAGAACUAUCGUCUGAGAAACAAGCCAACUUGUUACAGUUUGUUACCUCUUCUCCUCGAGCUCCUCUUUUAGGUUUUCGUUAUUUGGAUCCAGCGUUUACUAUUCAUCGAGCAGAAGCUGAUGAUUCACGUCUUCCAACUGCAUCAACUUGUAUGAACCUUUUAAAGUUGCCAGAAUAUAGCUCGAAAGAAGUCCUUAAGAACAAACUGCUGUAUGCUAUUCAAACUCACACUGGUUUCGAUUUGUCAUAAGUAGUGAAGUAGGGAAGUAACAUAGG
This is a messenger RNA of Galdieria sulphuraria, 3221 nucleotides long. Its product is annotated as ubiquitin-protein ligase E3. The coding region runs from base 16 to 3195 and encodes 1059 amino acids. NCBI's taxonomy places the organism in Eukaryota, Rhodophyta, Bangiophyceae, Galdieriales, Galdieriaceae. Gene Ontology annotation, biological process: protein polyubiquitination; ubiquitin-dependent protein catabolic process. Gene Ontology annotation, molecular function: ubiquitin protein ligase activity. The transcript is spliced from 3 exons. The record is from RefSeq and is a predicted model, not a curated record.